Molecule: messenger RNA, 1197 nt
Organism: Urocitellus parryii (Arctic ground squirrel)
Lineage: Eukaryota; Metazoa; Chordata; Mammalia; Rodentia; Sciuridae
Gene: Lipf
Product: lipase F, gastric type
Molecular function (GO): hydrolase activity, acting on ester bonds
Source: RefSeq, a predicted model, not a curated record
AUGUGGUCGAUUUUAGCAGUGGCAAGUUUGAUCUCUGCAUUUGGAACUACGCAUGGUUUCUUAGGAAAAGUAGCACCUGAGAGCCCUGAAGCCCACAUGAAUAUUAAUCAAAUGAUUUCCUACUGGGGAUACCCAAGUGAAGAAUAUGAAGUUGUGACUGAAGACGGUUAUAUCCUUGGGGUCUUCAGAAUUCCUUAUGGAAAGAAAAACUCAGAGAACAAAGGCCACAGACCUGUGGUGUUUCUGCAGCAUGGUUUGCUUGCAUCAGCCACAAACUGGAUUGCAAACCUGCCCAACAACAGCCUGGCCUUCAUUCUGGCAGACGCUGGUUWUGACGUGUGGUUGGGCAACAGCAGAGGAAAUACCUGGUCCAGGAGAAAUUUGUACUAUUCACCAGACUCAGUUGAAUUCUGGGCUUUCAGUUUUGAUGAAAUGGCUAAAUAUGACCUUCCAGCCACAAUUGACUUCAUUGUAAAGAAAACUGGGCAGGAGAAGAUACACUAUGUUGGUCAUUCUCAGGGCACCACCAUUGGUUUUAUUGCCUUUUCUACCAAUCCCACACUGGCUAGAAGAAUCAAAACCUUUUAUGCAUUAGCUCCAGUUGCCACUGUGAAGUAUGCAACAAGCCUUUUAACAAAACUUUCACUUAUUCCAUCACCCCUCUUCAAGAUCAUAUUUGGUAACAGAAUAUUCCUCCCACACAACUUCUUUUAUGGAUUUCUUGGUACUGAAGUGUGUUCCCGAGAGCUAAUGGAUCUCCUUUGUAGYAAUGCAUUGUUUAUCAUGUGUGGAUUUGACAGUAAGAACUUGAACACGAGUCGCUUUGAUGUCUAUCUAGCACAUAAUCCAGCAGGAACUUCUGUUCAAGAUGUCCUCCACUGGGCCCAGGCUGCUAGGUCUGGAAAAUUUCAAGCUUUUGACUGGGGAAGCCCAUUUCAGAACAUGAGACACUAUAAUCAGCGCACACCUCCCUACUACAAUGUGACAGCCAUGAGUGUGCCGAUUGCAGUGUGGAAUGGUGGCAAUGACAUUUUGGCUGACCCCCACGACGUCAACAUUUUGCUUCCCAAACUCUCCAAUCUCAUUUACCACAAGGAGAUUCUUCCUUACAACCACUUGGACUUUAUCUGGGCAAUUAACGCUCCACAAGAGGUUUAUAAUGAAAUGSUUUCUAUGAUGUCAGAAGAUAAAGAAUAG